Chironomus riparius is the source of this 1552-nucleotide messenger RNA. Lineage: Eukaryota; Metazoa; Arthropoda; Insecta; Diptera; Chironomidae. The record is from the annotation of a GenBank genome assembly.
GCUGAUUCUUGUUGAUGAAAAUUAAUUUCUUGCAUUUAAAAAAAAAUAAUCAAAAAUAAUGUUUUUAUUCGAUUGGUCACGCUCAAACAAACGCAUCGAAUGUUUAUUCGGCUACUACCUCUGCGCAUACGAUUGUGCUCAUUACACUUGUCAUGUUAUCGAGAAAGAAUUUAAUGAAAAUGAGGAAUUUACAUUUGUUGGGCAACAUUUGCAUGGCAAAACAAAUAAUGACGUCACUCAAGUCAAAUUAAUCAAUUGCAAAAUGUCAAAAAUUCCUAAGAAUUUAGCGGAAAAGUUUAUAAAUUUAAAGUUUUUGCACAUUGAAGGUUCUGAGAUGAUUAAAAUCAAUUAUUUUGAUUUAUCGUAUUAUCAAUUUUUGGAGGGAUUUACAAGCAUUAACAAUGACCUGAUAUAUCUUCCGGAUGACUUGUUUAAAGAUUUUAAAAAAUUAAAACUAAUUUAUUUUAUAGAAAGAAAAUUUGAGUUUAUCGAGCCGGAUAUUUUGACUGGACUUAACAGCUUGAUGUAUGUGACAUUUUACGACACAAAAUACUACACAUUUGUAAACAUUCAAGUGAGCAAUCCUUUUCAGGCACAAAGCAUUAAUCGAAAUCUUCACGAUGUUUUCUACAGAAAAUUUGAUUCUUUGAGAGAAUUGAGAAUUUCUGAGGAGCGUUUGAGGGUGUCAAAUGUAGAUUUACGCGUUUCCCAAGCUGAAUUAGAAUUUCAACAUUCUUCAUUUUAUAAAACUUCAAUAAAUGUGGAGAAAGCUAUGCUGAAAAGAAUUGAUGAGUUAAAGCUAGAAAAUUCAGAACUUGAGAAAGAAAAUGAAGAACUUGAAAGUUCAAUUUCUGAUCUAAAACAGCAAAUAAAAAACUUAAACACCACAGAAAUUGCAUUAAAUCAUCAAAUUCAUCAAUUAAAAACUGUUAAUGGAACUUAUAAAAAAGACAACAGUCAACUGAAGCAAUCCAACAACAAUCUACAAAGUCAACUUCAAAAGCUUAAAAAUGCUGACGAAAAUUUCCAAAAAUCUGAAAAUAAUUUAAAAAGUGAACUUGACAAAAUAAAAGCAGAUAAAAUUAAACUUAAUCAGGAGGUUCAAAGUGCCAAAGAUUUGCAAUCUAAUUUGAUGAUCAAAAUUAAGCAGCUCGAGAACUCUGGAAAGAGCCUCAAAGAUGAAUGCCAGCGUUUGAAAGCUUCUAAUUCUGGAUACGAACAAGCUCAACAGCUAUCAAAGUCUUUACAAUCUGAUUUAAAUAAGCAAGUUCAGCAACUUCAAAUAAACAAUAAAAAUCUUAAAAAAGAAAAUCAAGAAUUAAAAAAAGUAAAUUCAAAUUUGGAAAAUGAAAAGCCUGUCAUCAGAACUACAGACUGGAUUAAUAAUGGAUUUUUCGACUUAUAUUAAAGAUGAAUCUACAAAAGACUUACAGAUUCAGAUUCAUGACCGAACGUUUAAGGUCCACAAAUUCAUGUUAAUGGCCCGCUGCCCAACUCUGGCUGAAAUCCUUAAAAACAACCCUGAAAUUGAGAAUCUAAAUUUAGUCGACAU